UUAAUACAAACGGUGAGUGUGUGUGUGGAACUGAAAAUGGGACGUCUCGAAGCUAAUCCACCUACUCAAUCCUCGGAUGGGUACCCUAACCACCAUGACAACCCACUAUCAUCACCCCAUGAAGAUGCUGUUAAUUAUACGGCUGAUAAUAGCAACAUUCGCUCUUACGUACCGGAAAAAAUGCCCCAACCUGAAGCUUACCCCCCUCCUCAACCUGUUCAGUAUCCUCCUCAGCCACAGCCUGUCCAAUAUCCUCCUCAGCAACAGCCACAGCCACAGCCACAGCCUGUCCAAUAUCCUCCUCAGCCACAGCCACAGCCAGUCCAGUUUCCACCUCAGCAGACUACUCAAAGUUACGACUAUGCCCACUCAAAUGCUCAGCCGUAUCAAACACCUCCUGUGAGUGCACAAGGGAUUGCCGUGGGAAGUCAAUACCUUGCUCCAACUCAGGAAUGGAGCAAGACAAAUGGUCUCUUUGACUGUGCUGAAGAUCCUGAAAACGCCAUCAUAACCGCUUGUUUCCCCUGCAUCACCUUCGGACAGAUUGCAGAGGUUGUCGACAACGGCCAGACUUCGUGCACCACGAGCGGACUUCUGUACUGUCUAAUCGCUUCAUUUAUUGGCAUUCCAUGCAUCAUGUCAUGCGGGUAUCGCACCAAAAUCAGGAACCGAUACGGGUUGAUGGAGACACCAGCACCAGACUGGGUCACGCACUUCUUUUGUGAGUGGUGUGCCCUUUGUCAAGAAUACCGGGAGCUCAAAGCCCGAGGCUUGGACCCUGCUAUAGGGUGGCAAGGAAAUAUGAUGAGGAACCAACAAAUGCAGCAGUAUACCACAAUGACUCCUCCGACCAACCAAACAAUGAUGUGAUUUCAGGGAGCUUAUAAUAAUAAUAUUAUUAUUAUUAUUAUUUUGAGAAAGGUGAUAUAUUAAAAAACUCAACCAAGCUGCUCAAGAAAUAAUAUUAUUAUUAACUGUUGCUAUUUCUGGAAUCGUUCAUUGUGUAUCCCUUGCUUUUUCUUAUUCAUACGUGUUUGUAAUAUCUAUUUCUUUUGUAUAAUACUUGAGGUUUUUAUUUACAGACAUGCCUCUAAUUAAA
This is a messenger RNA of Helianthus annuus (common sunflower), 1099 nucleotides long. RefSeq names its product protein PLANT CADMIUM RESISTANCE 4. The transcript has 4 exons. Lineage: Eukaryota; Viridiplantae; Streptophyta; Magnoliopsida; Asterales; Asteraceae. The record is from RefSeq and is a predicted model, not a curated record. Bases 37 to 870 code for a protein of 277 amino acids.